Messenger RNA from Punctularia strigosozonata HHB-11173 SS5, 3521 nucleotides. Its product is annotated as ARM repeat-containing protein. Bases 9 to 3068 code for a protein of 1019 amino acids. Gene Ontology annotation, biological process: post-transcriptional regulation of gene expression. Gene Ontology annotation, cellular component: cytoplasm. Gene Ontology annotation, molecular function: mRNA binding. The transcript is spliced from 11 exons. Lineage: Eukaryota; Fungi; Basidiomycota; Agaricomycetes; Corticiales; Punctulariaceae. The record is from RefSeq and is a predicted model, not a curated record.
ACUCUACAAUGAGCGCCAGCUUGGAUCCUUCUAGUUCCCCUACCGAUACCCACCCGUCCUCGAACGACGUCAAGGCCUUGGACCUGGCCGAUGCGUCCUCGCGGAGGGGCUCUAAUAUUCAAGACCUCGGAGCUCACAUCGAGGCGAAGCGGCAGGAGCACGCCCAGGCGCGCGCGAUGAAGAUGAAGCUCUUCGAGCAGCAGAUGCGCCAGCUCGAAAUGCAGCAGCAGAACGAGCUGCUCUCGAUCCCGUACGAGCUCUCCUCGUCCGGCUUCGCCGUCUCCGCGCCGACGACCCCGCCCCGCGUCAACGCGGCCCUCCACCCGGGCAACGACUCGGGCCCCGGCUCCGCCGCACCGCUCUCCGCCGGCCACCACCCGCACUUCGCGCCCUCCUCCCUGCACCCCCAGCAGCAGCAGCAGCAUCAGGGCCAGUACGCGGGCAACAACGGGCACCUGAACGCGGACGACCUGCACAAGGCCGUCGGGUCCGCGGCGGACAAGCGCAAGUCGGUCACGUACGCGCCCUCGGUCCAGGCCUCGCCCGAGCUCGGGCUGCACGCGCCAUCAGGAUACGGCCGCGUCGCGGGCGCGAAGAGCAUGCCCGCCAGUCGCCGCGGGUCCGCGAGCGAGCACGACGAGGAGCUCGCGGGUCACCUUCAGGGGCUCUCGCUCGCGGGCGAGAUGGCGGACAAGGCGCGCCAGCAGCAGCAACAGCAGCAACAGCAGCCGACGGUCUCGCUCAACGGCAACUCGUUCGGAGAGGAAGAGAACGGCAAGUUUGCGGGCGCGAACGGCCUUCGCGGGCACGGACACGGGAACGCGUUCAACGCGGGCAUGAUGCUCGACGAGCAGCUCGACCAGGAGAUGCAUAACGCGAUGCGCAACCUCCCGACGCCGGCGGACGACAAGUACCCGUACCCGGCCAAGGUCUCCCAGGCCGCGCUCGACCUCGCGCCCUUCUCGCAGGCCUCGCCGCGCGGCCCGGACUCGCUCGCCGGACGCGCCCCGCGCCGCACCGCGACCAACCCCGCGCUCACGACGCUCUCCGGCCUCGACGGCGCGACCAAGCUCGCGCAGAGCGUGUCGGCGACCAACACCCCGCUCCUGCCCCAGGGCCUGUCCUCGCGCCGCGGCUCGCCCCUCGGCUCGCUCGGCGAUAUCGCCUCCGGGAUGGGCGCGAUCGGCGCGCGCUCGGUGCCCGGGACGCCGCUCGGCGGGAUCAGCAGCAACAGCGCCGCGCAGCAUCUGCUGAAGACGCCCGGGACGCCGCUCACGCCCGACCCGCUUGGGUCGGGGGGACGGCUCGGCGACGGCGACCUCGGCGCGUCGCUGUCGCGGAUGCAGAACGCGGGAUCGUACGACGGCACGCCGCUCACGUUCAACUCGAUCGGUGGCGGCUUCGACGACGGUCUUCAGUCGCAGUCCCAGUACGGGAUGGACUCGGUGUACAACCUCGACAACGGCCGGUACGAGAACUACAACUUUGAGAGCAACGGACGUUCGAACGGGAACGCGGCGCUCGGUGCCGCGAACGGCGCGAGUGCGGGAUCGACGGCGCUGUACCAGCACGGCGGCUCGCGCUACGGGCUCGGUAUGAACGGACGUAUACCGAGCGGCGACAGCAAGAUGAACGGGAUCAGCGGACCGAAGCACAAGCGCGGCGAGAUGGAGCUGAAUCGGUUCGCGGGCACGCGGUUGGAGGAUCUUCAGGGCGAGAUUCCGGGACUGUGCAAGGACCAGCACGGGUGCCGGUAUCUGCAGAAGAAGCUCGAGGAAGGGAUUCCGGAGCAUCGCGAUAUGAUCUUCCGCGAGACCUUCGGGCACUUCGCGGACCUCAUGACCGAUCCCUUCGGCAACUACCUCUGUCAGAAGCUGCUGGAGUACGCGACGGACGAGCAACGGAAUCUGAUCUGCGAGUCGGUCGCGCAGGAUUUGGUCAACAUCUCGCUCAAUAUGCACGGCACGCGUGCCGUGCAGAAGAUGAUCGACUUCCUCUCCACGCGCCGACAGAUUCACUCGAUCAUCGUCGCCCUCAGCUUGCACGUCGUCGUGCUCAUCAAGGACCUGAACGGCAACCACGUCAUUCAGAAGUGCCUGAACAAGCUGGCGCCCGAGGACAACCAGUUCAUCUACAACGCCGUCGCCGCGAACUGCGUCGAGGUCGCGACGCACCGCCACGGAUGCUGCGUCUUGCAACGUUGCAUCGACCACGCGUCCGAUCAGCAGCGCGUGCAGCUCGUCAACGAGAUCACGUACAACGCCUUGACGCUCGUUCAAGAUCCUUACGGCAACUACGUCGUGCAGUACAUCCUCGAUCUCAACGAUAACCGGUUCAGCGACGGUGUCAUCCGUCAGUUCACCGGCAACGUGUGCGCUCUUUCCGUGCAGAAGUUUAGCUCAAACGUCAUCGAGAAGUGCAUUCGCGUGGCCGAGCACAGCACCCGCAAGCUUCUCAUUGAGGAGUUACUCAACCGGACCCGCCUCGAGAAGCUUUUACGUGACUCGUAUGGCAAUUACUGCGUACAGACCGCGCUGGACUACGCGGAACCCGGUCAGCGGGCUCUUCUCGUGGAAGGCAUCCGCCCGGUCCUGCCGCUGAUCCGCAACACCCCGUACGGCAAGCGCAUCCAGAACAAGCUUCAGCGUGAGCAGCUGGAUCACUACGGCGGCGGUUACAAUCAGCACAUGGGCGGUAUGCCGCUCGGCAACCAGGGCUUGGGUAUGGGCCACCACGGCCUUAACGGCGGAAGGCACAUGUCGCCUCAACAUAUGUCGCCUCAGUCCCUCCAUCACACGCCCUCGCUCUCCGACAUCUACGGAAGCCAGAACAGCCUUUAUGGUAUGCAGGGAUCGGGCCUCCAGGGUCAAGGCGGGCUGCCCGGCCUCCAGCCGCACUCGGUCGACGCCUACGUCCUUCAGGGCAACUCGGCGCACAACCAGGGCCUCCAGGGCGGCUUCUCCCCGCUCUCUCCCUUCCAGGGAGCGAACCAGUUCGGGAACGGUGCCCUCACCGGCGCGUUGAACGUCCCCUACCAGCGUUCGACGUCCUUCGGCUACGGCAUGUAAAAUCUUGACGACAAAACCGGCCUCCUCAAAACUGUCUUUUAUCUCUCGGCUCUUCGGUCUCAAUUACUCGGUCUCCGCUAAUCUCGCUCAACGCACGGAAGUUUUUUUGGGGCGGGAGGGUACCCCUUCCCCCGGCGGCGCCCUCCUCAUCCCUUUGUCUCCAUAUAAACCCGAACAACAACACCACAAUUACUCUAAACCUGCACCAACCCUCAUCUAUGUUUCUGUCUACCAAUCCGCCGUAUAUCUAACACCCGUCCCGUCGCCUCGGGCGCGUCCACCUAGCAUACCUCACCGCAUUGUAUUGCAACCCCACGCAUCCGAUCCCCCUCGUCCCGUUGCUUUCCGCUUUCCUGUUAGGACUUAACUUUUUUUUUUCCCCUAUUUUGCCACACGUGUAUAUCUCACCUCCCUCCGCGCUCGGCUCGGCAGCAGUAGUUUGUGUGUCAUACC